This is a messenger RNA of Blepharisma stoltei, 993 nucleotides long. The record is from the annotation of a GenBank genome assembly. NCBI's taxonomy places the organism in Eukaryota, Ciliophora, Heterotrichea, Heterotrichida, Blepharismidae.
AUGUCUGACAUAGAGUCUCAUCUUCUGAGCUUAAUGACAACUCCUCUCAUAUCCAUCCUUCUGAACUUCACUUUAGAGCACGAAGUCCAUAAGAAGCUUGCUGAGAGUCCUAAAACGUCUCAGGAGUUAUCAGGAAUAUUGUCACUCGACGCUGACAAGCUUAACCGUGCAUUGUUUGCCCUUACCUUCAACGGAAUCUAUACAUUUAAUGAGCAGACUUAUAAGUGGUCUAACAGUCCUUUAACAGACGCUUUACUUGACGACCACAAAUGCACACUUUUCAGGUGGAAUACAUGCCCCUAUUUUUAUAAAAAAUUAGCACAAAAAGUGUCAAUUAUAAAAGAUGUCCAACAUAAAGACGAGUCUUGUGAGUCAGUAUUUGUGGAAGCUGCUGAAAACCCUGAUUUAUUGAAACUUUUCCAAGAUGCGAUGACUAUAGUAACCCAUGGAAAUAUUAAUGAGAUUGUCCAAGCAAUCGAUUUGACGUCAGCUUCAAGAGUCUUAGAUAUAGGUGGAGGAGAAGGUGGACUUAUUUGUGAGCUAGUCAAGGCAAAUCAUCAUAUCACUGGUGGAAAUCUAGACAGAGAAGAAAACAGGGCUAGCAAUGAAGAACUUAUCCAAAGCCUAGGAUUAGGAAAUAAAAUUAAUUUUUUUUCAGGAAACUUUUUUGUCACAAUCCCUCAAGGUUUUGAUACUUUGACAAUUAAGCACGUCCUACAUGACUGGAAUGACGAAGAUUGUCUAAAGAUUUUGACUAACUGCAGAAAUGCAUUAGAAAUCGGGAAUAAGUUAUAUAUCAUUGACAUGGUCUUAAACAAUACAGACCCAAACAGAAAACUCCAAAGGUUUUUUGAUGUAAAAAUGAUGAUUUUAGGUAACGCUAAAGAAAGAACAGAAGAAAACUUUGAAAACUUGUUAAGACAAGCUGGGUUUAGAAUUAGCAGCAUUUCAAAAGCAAGGAUGGAUAGCGUCAUAGAAGCAGUCGCGAUUUAA